Pelagomonas calceolata is the source of this 3112-nucleotide messenger RNA. Lineage: Eukaryota; Pelagophyceae; Pelagomonadales; Pelagomonadaceae. The record is from the annotation of a GenBank genome assembly.
GCCGACGAAGCGUAAAACGGGCGGCUUCGCUGCCCAAAAGCCGCUGCGCACCGCACCGGGAAAGCCCGCGGCGCGCGGCCCGACCGGACGGCAGCUCGACCGGACGGCAGCGUCGCACGCGGCACAAGAACAGCGACACACACGGGCAGCUUCACGGGCAGCAUGGCCGACGACCGCGUGCGCGUCUACGCGCGGAUACGGCCCCAGGGCACGAGCCGCGAGGAAUUUGGGGACGCGGCCGUGCGCUGUCUUGGAGAGAACAGCGUGUCUGUAGACGAUUUGGAGGGGGCCGUCAACGACUCAUUGAGGAACAGCGUGCAGGGCGGCGUCGCCCAGGCGGCGGCGGCGACGCGCAAGUUUGAGUUCGACGGGAGCUUCGGUGGUAGUAGUACGCAGGCCGACGUCUUUUCGGACGUCGGGGCGCCGGUCGUAAGGGCCGUUUUACAGGGUUAUCACGGCUGUAUAUUUGCCUACGGCCAGACCGGUAGCGGGAAGACCUUUUCCUUGCUGAAUGCUGGUACUGCUGCUAAGAAUUUCGAAGAUGCGGGACUCUUACCGAGAUUGGUAGCUACUUUAUAUGUAAGGGCAGGCCAGGACGCGGCCCAUCAAUAUGCCGUCGAGUGCGGCGCCUUCCAAGUGUACAACGAGCAGGUCGCCGAUCUCUUACAUCCGGAACACCGCAACGGCAAGGGCCAGAACCUGUCCGUGUCGAAGAAGGACGGCCACGGCCAAGUAGAUAACCUGACGUGGAAGCCUUGCGCCUCGGCCAAAGAGUUGCUAGAUCAUUUUGCCUAUGCUCGCAAGAACGUCAUCUAUGCGGAGACGAAGAUGAACAAGGCGUCUUCUAGAAGCCAUGCGUGCUUUCAGUUGCGCGUAACACGAAGGGAAAAGAACUCGACCAAAGGUUCCGUGUCGCUUUGUAGUGUGGUCGAUCUAGCCGGCUCGGAACGAGUGAAAAGAAGUGGAGUGGCCGGCAAGGAGUUGAAGGAGGCGAUCAACAUCAACGGUAGUUUACUUGCGCUGGGCAACGUGGUCGCAGCUCUGGCAGCGAAGAAGAAGCACGUGCCCUACCGCGAUUCUAAAUUAACGCGCGUUUUAGAAGGUUCGGUGGGCGGGAACUGCCGCACUACUUUACUCUGCUGCGCUUCCCCAGCAGCCGACUCUACCUCAGAGACGCUAUCCGCCCUAAGCUUCGCGCAACGAGCGAUGCGCUGCGAGUGCAAGGCCGUCGUGAACGUCGCCGAGGUGGGUGAUUUCUCCGGCGCUCUCGGUCUCGUCGAGAUCAUCCCGGACCCGGAAGCUGAUAAAAGGCAAAGAGCUCUGGUCGCCGCCGAGCGAAAAACUUCAGAGUUGUCCAAGGAGAAGGAGGCGGCGUUACUGAAAGCUAAGAAAGAGCAAGAGGCCGCCGCGGCCGCUCGUAAAGAGGGCAAGAAGCAGCUCGAGGAGGCGAGGCGCAAGGACAAAGAAAACCAAAAGUUGAACGGUGACCUGAAAAAGUUGACCGAGCAGAAUACGACCGUCCAGACGGAGCUUAGCAAAGUCAAGGAGGACGCGAAAAAAGACCGGGCCGCCCUCCAGCUUAAAUUGGAUCAACUGUCCAAGGAGAAGGACGCAGCUGUCCAAGAGUCGGCGCGCCUGAAGACCGCGCGGGAUAGCCUCGAGAAGAAACUAGGCGAGACGAAGACCGAACUCACGAAGGCGCAGGCUUCUUUCAAGAAAUCGGAGGCGACGGCCGCGAAGCUAGGCAAGGAGCUGGAGUCGACGAAAACCGAGUUGAGUUCCGUGCGGAAGGAGCUGAGUGCGCGCGCGGCGCUGUCCCAGGACGAGGUGGCGAAGGAGCGCGAGGAGCGAAGGUUGGAAGCGGAGCAGCUCCGAGGCGAGGUCGAGGCGAAGGCGGAGGAGGUGUCUACUCUGUCCGAAAAGUGUAGCGGAUUGGAGGGCAAGCUGGCCGCGACGGAGGGCGACCUCGCGCGCGCGGCCUGCGACGCCGCGCUGCGGGCGGCGGCCGCGGAGACGGAGCUGCGCGCGGUUCAUGAACAAUCAAACGCGUCCCAGGAGGCGGCUGCGGCGGAUGCUGAAAAGCGCCUCGCGGCCGCGGCCGAGGCGCACCGCGUGCGCGAGGAGGGCGCGCUCCAGACCCACAUGGCGACGGUCGCCUCGCUCGAGGACGAGCGGCGCGUUGUCGAAAAAGAGUGCACUGAUCUCAGAAAGGAGCGCGACCACGUCGAGAGCGAGCUGGUCCAGGCCAAAGACGAAAUCUCCAGACUCGGCGACGGCCUCGCCAAGGCCAACGUGCAGAAUAGAUCAUUAGAAGCGUCGCUCGCGGCCCUCGAGGAGCGCGCCAUGUCAGAUUCGCAGAAGAGUAGAAAGAGCAUCGGCGAGGCGCGCAAGGAGCUCCAUGAAACGACCGCGAAGCUACAUAUAGAGGAAGAGAAGACCGAGCGCCUCACCAAGGACAAAGCGCGGCUGGAGAAUGAAGUACAAAGUGCGAUCGAGGAGACGGAGGCCGCGCGGCGCGACCAUAUCACAGAGGUCAAGGCGUUGCAUGAAAAGCAUACGGUCGCGUCCCGUAGAGUGGCCUGGGCCUUCUCGUGCGCGCGGUCUAUGAAAGACGAGAAGACGCGAAGCGUCUUGGGGGACCUCCAGAAUUUACAGAGACGCUUCGACGCGCGCGAGUCUAGAGCUGAUGAUUUGAAGACUAUAGCGGUCCUCAAGAAGCGCGUCGCGAGCGCGGAUCAGGCGCGGACGGCGGCAGCUCGCUCAAAAAAGCGCACGGAGCUCGAGCUGGAAAAUGAAAGGCGGAACGACCAGAUCUUCGGGGCGCUGUCCGCGCACGCGGUCGCGGCGAAGAACCGAAAACGGCGCGACGACGCGAAACGCGCGCACUACCAACCUCAAAACGCGCGCGCGGUGCGGGUCGGCGGCGCGCUGCGGCCGGCGCGGGAAGAGCCCGAGCCGGUUGCCUGGCCGGCGCCGCCGACGGACGACACGAAUGCGGCGGUGGCACCACCUCCGACCCCCGACGCGGACGCACCCCCUGCAUGGAUGAUGCCGGCGGCCCGGGUCCCGGCCGUAGGGGACAUCCUGAACUAAGAUCCAAGUUUCCACUGAA